This is a messenger RNA of Vitis vinifera (wine grape), 2173 nucleotides long. Its product is annotated as carotenoid 9,10(9',10')-cleavage dioxygenase 1. The record is from RefSeq and is a predicted model, not a curated record. Gene Ontology annotation, cellular component: chloroplast stroma. Lineage: Eukaryota; Viridiplantae; Streptophyta; Magnoliopsida; Vitales; Vitaceae. Gene Ontology annotation, biological process: carotene catabolic process. The coding region runs from base 226 to 2040 and encodes 604 amino acids. The transcript is spliced from 13 exons. Gene Ontology annotation, molecular function: carotenoid dioxygenase activity.
UUCAGUCACGCAUCAAACAGUUCAAUGCAAUCUACACCCUCCAAUAGCUGAAAGGCGUCUUCUUCAAGCACUUGUACUACAAGUUCCAUAAGUCUAUCCUAUAGGUAGCUUAGACCUUUCUAUCACCAAUGCAUGAAACAUGAGGCUCCAAUUUCUUGUUACAAGGGAGGAGGCCUUGUAUAAGUGACCUGAUUCAAUUAGAAAUUAAGCACAGCAGAAUAGGAGAUGGCUUCCUCUUCUUUUGCUUUACCACUACAUGGGUCUGUUGGUGAGCACUCUACCUCUCACAGAUAUCAUCCCAUCAAGUCCUCUCUCUCCUCUACUGUAAAGCCUUUUAUGAAGGAUUUGCUGAAAACAUCAUUGAGAGCUGAUGUUUCCAAAACCAUCAAAAACACCUCUCAGAGGAUUUUGGAUGCAUUUGUGGAUUCUGUAUUUCAAUUUGUUGAUCAACCAUUACUCCCAUCUCAGAAAAAUUUUGCACCAGUUGAAGAAAUUGGAGAAGAUGUUGAGGUAAUUUGCAAUGAAGGGAAUGUUCCAGCGGAUUUCCCUGAGGGUAUUUACAUAAGAAAUGGCCCAAAUCCUCUAUUUGGAGGUCUGAAAUCGACUGUUUCGGUUUUCGGAAGAACAAGCCAUAUAUGGAUAGAAGGAGAAGGAAUGCUUCACGCAUUAUACUUUAUGAAGAAUGCUCAUGGAGAUUGGUCCAUCUCCUAUAAAAACAGAUAUGUUGAAUCUGAAACAUUCAAAAUUGAGAAACAAGGAAACAAGCCAGCUUUCGUUCCUACAAUUGAAGGAGAUUCUCCAGCUAUCUUAGCAGCUGCUCUUCUGAACAUGUUGAGAUUUGGCAUGGUCAGUAAGCAAAUCAGCAACACAAGCAUUUUUGAGCAUUCAGGGAAGUUCUAUGCUAGUGCAGAGAACCACCUGCCUCAAGAGAUUGACAUAUUUACUCUGGAGACAUUUGAUAAGGGGGAUGUUAAUGGAGCUUGGGAUCGAGCUUUCACUAGCCAUCCAAAGAAAGAUCCAAGAAAUGGGGAACUAGUAAUAAUGGGGAUAGAUGCAGUAAAGCCCUUUUUUGUUGUUGGAGUUGUCUCUGAGGAUGGAAAGAAACUAUCCCAUAAGGUUGAUCUCAAGUUUGAUAGGGCUACUCUCAUCCAUGAAUUAGGGAUUACAGAGAAGUACACUGUAAUCAUGGAUUUUCCCCUCACCAUAGACAUAAAUAGACUAAUCAAUGGAGGCCCAUUAAUUAAGUAUGACAAGGAAGGCUAUGCGAGGAUUGGUGUGAUGCCCCGCUAUGGCAAUGCAGAUUCAGUCCAGUGGUUUGAGGUAGAAAAGCAUUGCCUAUUCCAUAAUUUCAAUAGCUUUGAGGAUGGUAAUGAGGUUGUAAUAAGGGGAUGUAGAUCUCCUGCAGCCUUCAUACCAGGCCCUGAUAAUGGUCUAAAUAAAUUUGAGUGGUUCUCAAAGGGACUUAAACCUAUAGAGACAUUUAAAGAAAGUUCUACUGGUUCAACACAAGAGGGAUUCCUUUUUGCUCGAGUCUGUGAAUGGAGAUUAAACAUGGAAACUGGAGAGGUGAAGGAGAGAAACCUCACUGGCACUGACUUCCCCAUGGACUUCCCGAUGAUAAAUGAACAUUUCAGAGGUGUUAAACAAAAGUAUGGUUACACCCAAGUUCGCGAUUGCAUGGCAAGCUCUAGUUGUGGGAUGAGUAAAUAUGGAAGUCUAGCAAAACUAUACUUUGAAGAAUCAGACUCCAAGCUAUCUGUGAAAGAGGGAAAGGGUGAGCAUCUAAUAAAGGUCGAGUACAAUAGGUUUGCAGAAAACAACUUCUGCUCUGGAAGUGUCUUUGUGCCUAAAGGUGGAAGUUCAGAAGAAGAUGAUAGUUGGAUUGUCUCUUUUGUUCAUAAUGAAGAUACGGAUGUUUCUCAGGUUCAUAUCAUUGAUGCACAGAAGUUCAGCAGUAAGCCAAUUGCGAAAAUUACACUGCCACAAAGAGUACCGUAUGGUUUUCAUGGAAUUUUCAUAACAAUGCCCCAUCAAGCUUAAAAGUCCUGAGAUUGUGGCAAAAUUUUCUUCUCUUGGCAUGAUGGCCUACGUUUCUGAUCGAACUCUGAUUGUAUGUUUGGCCUGUGAUGGUAGCUGAAUGCUUCCAAUAAAGCUUGAGAUUGUAAUCUGAUUA